Corylus avellana is the source of this 1302-nucleotide messenger RNA. Its product is annotated as voltage-dependent L-type calcium channel subunit. The record is from RefSeq and is a predicted model, not a curated record. NCBI's taxonomy places the organism in Eukaryota, Viridiplantae, Streptophyta, Magnoliopsida, Fagales, Betulaceae.
UGACGGAGAACUCGAUAGCUCCACGUGACGGGCGGUGACGGGACGGGGCACUCACACUGACGCGGCCAAGAUCAAUCCACACAACGCCGUACGCCCACGUAUCACAAUCAUGGCGCCCCUUCUCUUCAAUUAAAUCUUCCAACUAAUUAAAAUUGGAUGAAAUCCCAGCGAUCAGAAGGCAAGAAAGCCUUCAACUUCAACGGCCCCAUUCCUCACUCUCCUCCCUCAAGUUCAAGAAACACUCAGUACUGUCGGUCAAACUGUACGCACCCACAAAUGGCGGAAACGUACGGGAUGGAGAAGCCCAACGGUGGUGGCGGGGUCUUCGUGGAUGUGACGGAGGGCGACGAGACUGAGAGGCUGAACGGUGAUAGUAGGGACAGGGGGAUCCACCGGGGGCGAAAGGAAGAGGAGGAGGAAAGCUUGUGCGGCGUUUGCCGUCGUCUGAUUUCCGAGAUUUUCUUUCCUGAUGGGGAGCAGCGAGGGCGUCUGCUGCACCGGAUCAAGACCUCUGUGGCCAAGAACGCUCCUCUCCUUCGCGAAGCUUCUGGAAACACGGGGCGGAAGGUUCUUUUCUGGACUCGGAGGGGCAGUCCUCUGCGUGCCCUCCUCGUCAUUUCCGUUGGAACAAUCGCUUUUCUAGCGUUGACAGGGUUGCUUGUCUUUAUGCUUUUCUUUGUGGCUGCAACCUUCAAUGCCAUUGUCAUAUCUCUUCUGGUGUCUUUGGCGGCAGCAGGUGGCUUCUUGGCUCUUUUCUUCACGUGUGUAACGUUUAUAUACAUUGGAGCAUUGUCAGUAGCUGCAUUUGUUAUUUCAAGUGCUACAAUUUCAGCAAUCAUAGCUGCACUGAUAGCUACAGGUUGGAUUGCAUUCUUCUGGACGUUGUGGUUGGCAACAAAGAAAAGCUUGGAAUUUGCUAAGCACUCUCUGACUGUGACUGGUUCAGCACUCUCAGCUUACUCUUCUGGUAGACAUGUUCGCCACAUUCGAGUAGUAGAGAAGGUUUCGGAUUAAAAAGUUGCAGCAAAUAGAAGUCCAUGUAUGUAGAAACUCUUACACGUAUUGUACAUGGUUAUGCUUGCACAGUCCUCUUGAGACAUGGCUGCUGUGAUUAUGUUGCUGCUAGAUAUUGUUGCGUGUGGUUUGAAAUAUAGAUCAUAUCUGAUCCUACUAGCCAAGAUAUUGCGCUUCAUAUCUGUUUUUGGUUUUUGUAUUGUAUAAUUCUUCAUAGUUUGCAGUCUGCUUGUCCAUAUGAAGACUAAACGGUGGUUACUUCAAAAAAAAAAACAGUGGUUUCUCGUA